Messenger RNA from Pleurotus ostreatus (oyster mushroom), 1251 nucleotides. RefSeq lists its product as uncharacterized. Bases 1 to 1251 code for a protein of 416 amino acids. Lineage: Eukaryota; Fungi; Basidiomycota; Agaricomycetes; Agaricales; Pleurotaceae. The transcript is spliced from 2 exons. The record is from RefSeq and is a predicted model, not a curated record.
AUGACCCCAAUGAUACGACUCCCCAUCGAAAUCAUCGCCGAGAUCAUCGCUGCGGUUGUGGAUGGCACUGAAUUCAACUCAGAGGACCCCGACUUUUACCCCGGACGUGAGGAGCACCACCCUCUCGCCGCUGCGUCUCUGGUAUCUCACACAUGGAGCACUAUCUGCCGACCUCACAUCUUCCGCAUCAUCAGCAUAUCUACCAGGAAUAUGGACGAUCGCCUCUGGUUCCUCCACUUCGAGGCUCCCCAUCUCAGUGAAUUCAUACUCGUAGUCCACCUCCAGUGUGAUUAUGAACCUGACACCACCCUCGCGUGGUACCCAGAGUGUCUUGGCCGCUUGAAGAACUUGCGUGUGUUGCACCUCGAUUCCUGGAUGUCGACCUUGUUUCCGGAACCAGGGCCCCUCUCUGCGGGGAUCUCUUCCAUGCUUGCGGCCCCUUGCCUUCGCAAGCUGGCCUUCCGUGGGUGUGACCUCUCUGAGGACGCCUCCGACCUCCGUGCCAUGCUCCCUGUCACCCUCGAGGAGCUAGUACUCGAAGGGAUCAGUGCAACAUCGGACAUUGAAGGGAAGACAACAUCAACCCCACGGUUAGAGGCUCUUCGAAGCCUGAAGUUGCAGGAAAUAUAUCAUCCUAUGUUCAGUUUGAAGAACUUUAUCGAGUGCCCCAACCUCGCCCGCCUGUCCGCCCAUUGGUAUAGCGGUCAGCCUUGGGAUUUGCCUCCAUGGGUCCCCAGCAGUUUGUCCGAGCUUGUGCUGUGCGCGGUAUCUGAUUGCAAUAUUCCCGACUUCGGUACGGCUAUACAACCGUCAGUGGUGGAGAUAAAUCAAUCAGGAGAUACCUCAUACCUCGAACUCUUCAUGUGGAUCAAAGAUUGCAUCAGGAAUCUCCCGUUCCCCACCUCUAUCCGGACGCUUAGACUCGACAUCGAGCACAUUAAGCUCGACUGUGACGAUCACCCUGAGGAUAUUUCUCCUUCGCCAUCGGAGUACGGGAUGUUAUCCCAUUUCCUCCUCCAACUUUAUGAAGAAGGAGGGUUAAAAGGCAUCAUUUUGAAUAUCACGUCGUGCGUAGGCUCGAGCGAUCCCGAACUGCUGUGUGUUAACAAAGCGCGAGAGUUGGCAAAACUGAAGAUAGGAUUUGCGCCGUUGUUGAAGGAAAAUAUCCUCGACGUCGACUUCAUUAUGUCUGGCUGGACCGAAGGAGGAACAACCUGGCACUCUAGCAUCCGGAGAAUUCAGACAGAGUGA